Molecule: messenger RNA, 1256 nt
Organism: Nycticebus coucang (slow loris)
Lineage: Eukaryota; Metazoa; Chordata; Mammalia; Primates; Lorisidae
Product: glycerol-3-phosphate dehydrogenase 1-like protein
Exons: 1
Coding region: 1-1056 (351 amino acids)
Biological process (GO): glycerol-3-phosphate catabolic process; carbohydrate metabolic process
Cellular component (GO): cytosol; glycerol-3-phosphate dehydrogenase (FAD) complex
Molecular function (GO): NAD binding; protein homodimerization activity; glycerol-3-phosphate dehydrogenase [NAD(P)+] activity
Source: RefSeq, a predicted model, not a curated record
AUGGCAAUAGCACCCCUGAAAGUGUGCAUCGUGGGCUCAGGGAACUGGGGUUCGGUUAUUGCAAAAAUAAUUGGCAAUAAUGUCAAGACACUUCAGAAGUUUGCCCCUACAGUCAAGAUGUGGGUCUUUGAAGAAAUGGUUAAUGGGAGAAAACUGACGGACAUCAUAAAUAACGACCAUGAAAAUGUAAAAUAUCUUCCUGGACAUAAGUUGCCAGAAAAUGUAGUUGCCAUCCCAAGCCUCAGCGAGGCCGUGCAGGAUGCAGGCCUGCUGGUGUUUGUCACUCCACACCAGUUCAUCCGCAGAGUCUGUGAUGAGAUCUCCGGGAGAGUGCCAAAGGAAGUGCUGGGGAUCACCCUCAUCAAGGGUAUAGACGAGGGUCCUGAGGGGCUGAAGCUCAUUUCUGACAUCAUCCGGGAGAAGAUAGGCAUCGACAUCAGCGUGCUGAUGGGAGCCAACCAUGCCCGGGAGGUGGCCGCAGACAAGUUCUGUGAGACCACCAUUGGCAGCAAAGUCAGAGAGAACGGCCUUCUCUUUAAAGAACUUCUGCAGACUCCAAGUUUUCGGAUUACUGUGGUUGAUGAUUCAGACACUGUUGAACUCUGUGGUGCUCUUAAGAACAUCGUAGCUGUGGGAGCUGGGUUCUGUGACGGCCUCCGCUAUGGAGAUAACACCAAAGCUGCUGUCAUCCGCCUGGGACUCAUGGAAAUGAUUUCUUUCGCCAGGAUCUUCUGCAAGGACCAGGUGUCCACAGCUACCUUCCUAGAGAGCUGUGGGGUAGCUGACCUGAUCACCACCUGCUACGGAGGGCGGAACCGCAAGGUGGCGGAGGCGUUCGUCAGAACCGAGAAGACCCUUGAAGAAUUGGAGGAGGAGAUGCUGAAUGGGCAGAAGCUCCAAGGACCUCCAACUUCUGUUGAAGUGUACCGCAUCCUCAAGCAGAAGGGACUGACGGACAAGUUUCCAUUGUUCACUGCAAUAUAUCAGAUCUGCUAUGAAGGCAAACCCGUUCAGGAGAUGUUGCCUUGUCUCCAGCAUCAUCCAGAGCAUAUGUAAAGUGAAUCAUGCAACGUGUUGGGGAAAAUUCUGCCUUUCUGAUCAAUCUUUUAAAUUCAUGUAGAAACUGGGACCUACAACACAGUGUUUGCUUGACUGUCAUCUCAUCAUGGAUGUCUAUGAAUUUUUACAGGUUCAUUUUUGAAGUGUGAGAUGCAGUUCACUGACUAAGAUGUACUAGCCAACAACUGAACACACAU